This is a messenger RNA of Neurospora hispaniola, 247 nucleotides long. RefSeq lists its product as uncharacterized. NCBI's taxonomy places the organism in Eukaryota, Fungi, Ascomycota, Sordariomycetes, Sordariales, Sordariaceae. The transcript has a single exon. Bases 6 to 191 code for a protein of 61 amino acids. The record is from RefSeq and is a predicted model, not a curated record.
CGGCGAUGAACGACGAGGUAGCGGAAAAUAGCGGCAGGAAAGACUUUUCGAUUGAGCCGUGGUUCCACGGUGGGUACAGCGAUCUUCAUCUGAAUGGAGCCUUCUGCUCGGAGAGGGCUGCUGAAAUGGGUCUAGGCCAAUUGAUCCUUGCCGAGAGGUUUGCAGUAAACCAUCUCCCAACCGCAGGAUGAUGGCAGUGACUGGCAUUUGAUGGGUUUUGCGACGUGAUGUUUUCUUAGAAUAUCCC